CGGUAUAACUGUAUUCAUCGUAUAAAUAUAUAAAUAUAUAUAGCGAAUUAUGAAUUGAUCCUUAGUGAUAAUAUUAACAUUAUUAUUAUAUAAUUAAUUAAUACAUUUUUAUUCGACUUAAAUAAAAAAUCAAUUUAAUACCAAAUAAUAUAUUUUUUUUUAUAAAAAAGGCCUAUAGAAGUAAUUCUAAAAUCAAUAGAAUAAACAAUAAUUAUGUCUUCUAAACAUUUAAUAAAUACUGGCAAUACUAUAUUGGAUAAAAAGAUCAAUGAAUGGUUACAAUGGAAUCAGGAUUCAAUAGCUGAAAAAGAAGUUUGGAAUAUUAUUAAUAAUGGUGAUACCAAACUAUUGUCUAAUCUUUUUCUUAAAAGAUUAGAAUUUGGUACUGCUGGGCUUCGAGGUCGAAUGGGUCCAGGAUAUAGUCAAAUGAAUGAUUUAGUAAUUAUACAAACAGGUCAAGGCCUGACAAAAUAUUUACUUAAUAUUAUGCCUAAUUUAUUACAACAAGGUGUUAUAAUAGGAUAUGAUGGUCGUCAUAACAGUAAAAGAUUUGCAGAAUUGACAGCAGCAAUUUUUAUAGCAAAUAAUAUUAGGGUUUACUUAUUUUCUAAAGUUUGUCCAACACCAUUUAUACCUUAUGGAGUAUUACAAUAUAAAUGUGCGGCUGGAAUUAUGAUCACUGCAUCUCAUAAUCCAAAAGAUGAUAAUGGUUAUAAAGUAUAUUGGGAAAAUGGUGCGCAAAUUAUAUCGCCUCAUGAUAAAGAGAUACAAAAAAAUAUUUUGGAAAAUUUGAAACCAUCUGAAUCAUCAUGGCAUAUAUCUAAAGUAUAUGAGUCUCCUUUAUAUAAAGAUCCUCUAAAUGAUAUCAUGUUAUCUUAUUUUGAUAAUAUUAAAGAUAAUGUUCUAUAUCCUGAAGUAAAUAAAAAUACUAUUCUGAAAUUUACUUAUACUGCUAUGCAUGGUGUUGGAAAUGAUUAUAUGGUUGCAGCAUUUAAUGCUGUAAAUCUUAAGCCAUUUAUAGCCGUUGAAGAACAAAAAUUACCAGAUCCAGAAUUUCCAACAGUUAAAUUUCCAAAUCCGGAAGAAGGAAAGAGUGCCCUUGAUUUAAGCAUCAAAACCGCGAAUCAACAUUCAUCAUCGAUUAUUCUUGCUAAUGAUCCAGAUGCUGAUCGUCUUGCUUGUGCAACAAAAACUAAAACCGGAGAAUGGUAUAUAUUUACUGGCAAUGAAUUGGGUGCAUUAUUGGCUUGGUGGAUGCUACAUAUACACAAAGUACAAUAUCCAGAUGCUAAUAUUGAUAACGUUUAUAUGCUUUCAUCAACAGUUUCUAGUAAAAUCUUAGCUUCAAUGUCUAAAAAAGAAGGUUUCAAUUUUGAGGAAACUUUAACAGGAUUUAAAUGGAUGGGAAAUAGAACUGUAGAAUUGAUAAAAAAUGGUAAAGAUGUUUUAUUUGCAUUUGAAGAAGCUAUUGGUUUUAUGUGUGGUUCUUUUGUACUGGAUAAAGAUGGUAUUAAUGCUGGUAUAUGUGUGGCUCAAAUGGCAAGUUAUUUAGAAACUGUUGGGCUUUCUCUUUAUGAUAAGUUGGAAGAAAUAUAUAACACGUAUGGAUGGCAUAUCUCACUAAAUUCUUAUUGGAUUUGUCACAAAUCAGAGACAAUUAAAGCAAUAUUUGAACGUUUGAGAAACUUCAAUGGAAAUGAAAAUACGUAUCCAGCAAGUAUUCUCGAUGAAAAAUAUUCUAUAAUUAGUAUUCGUGAUUUAACAACAGGUUACGAUAAUACUAAACCAGAGAAUAAAGCUAUUUUACCUACCUCCAAAUCCAGUCAGAUGAUUACGUUUACAUUUGAUAAUGGUUUAGUUGCUACUUUAAGAACUAGUGGUACAGAACCUAAAAUCAAAUAUUACUGCGAGUUAUGUGCAUCUCCUAAAGAGCAAGAUGUAAACAAAUUAAAAUCCAUACUCAAUGAAAUGGUCUCUGCUAUUGUAGCAGAGUUUCUUCAACCUGAUUUUAAUAAACUUAUACCACGUGAUACAUAGAUCAAAGUAAAAUUAUUGAGACGAACUAUGACAAAUAAAAAAACUACGGGCAAAAUAUUGGAUUUCCAAGGAAAAAACGAUCUACAGUUUAUAGUUAUUAUCUUAUAAACAUGAAGUUUUUAUAAAGGUAAAAAUGUUGUUCUUGAUAUUUUUGUUUUGUAGUUUAAAGUACAAGAUAUAUUGUAAUUCAUUAUUUAUCAUUAUUAAAUAAGUAGGAUUUUAUAAACAGUUUUUUGAAAGAAAUACUGAUCUAUAAAUUUUUACAAGUUUGAUAGAUUUUUUAUGAAAUAUGAUAAUCGUAUAACAUUUUAACGGCUUGAUUAUACAAAGAAGCUGUACCUAAAUCUGACCAAAGUUCAGUAAUAAAUGUGAUUAAUUAGAUUAA
Messenger RNA from Vespula vulgaris, 2422 nucleotides. It is a transcript of the gene Pgm2a, whose product is annotated as phosphopentomutase. Gene Ontology annotation, molecular function: phosphopentomutase activity; magnesium ion binding. The coding region runs from base 214 to 2037 and encodes 607 amino acids. Gene Ontology annotation, biological process: purine ribonucleoside salvage; carbohydrate metabolic process. The record is from RefSeq and is a predicted model, not a curated record. Lineage: Eukaryota; Metazoa; Arthropoda; Insecta; Hymenoptera; Vespidae. The transcript has 9 exons.